Molecule: messenger RNA, 1669 nt
Organism: Exophiala mesophila
Lineage: Eukaryota; Fungi; Ascomycota; Eurotiomycetes; Chaetothyriales; Herpotrichiellaceae
Exons: 2
Coding region: 287-1417 (376 amino acids)
Molecular function (GO): oxidoreductase activity, acting on the CH-OH group of donors, NAD or NADP as acceptor
Source: RefSeq, a predicted model, not a curated record
CACGUCAAUGCUUCUCGAGUUUUUGACGACUGUUAGCUUCGGCAGUGUCGGUAUCCUCAUUGACUAUAUCUACUGUCGAUGAUCCAUCAAGUACCUCGCCCAGUGUCAGCGUGCCCACGGACGUCGAGGUCUCAAAGGCCAAAUCAACAAUACUCUCAUUAAGCCACUCCAAGGAACAUAAAACGCCACGACCAAUAUAAGCAAGCUGGUGGAAUUCUUGUCUCUGACCUCUCUCUCGACUCUUGUGGUAUACCGAACGCCGUGUCCAUCCUUUUCAUCCCCCAACAUGGCGACUUCAUCGUUCUCAAACUUGCCCUCGCCAAAGCAAAUCCUUCUGUCUCCUUUCUGGACCGGACCUCUUUUGUUAUAUCUGACCAAAAUCAAUCCUGAAAUCGUCAGCAAGAUCUCUUGGCCUCCUGAGCGCUCCAUCAUCACACUUCCCUUUUCUCUUCCAUUUGGAAUUCCAAAUCAGAUUCCCAUACGUGCUGAUCCUCCCGUCAAAGCUCUCAAAGCUCUCUUUGGUCUUGGCCUUAUCCUUUAUCUGAAUCGUUUCUUCAACCGUCUGGCUCUCAACUACGGCCACUUGAAGAAACAAGGCGCACCAUGGGACUUUCAGACCGAAGGGAAAGAAACCAUUAUCAUCACUGGAGGAUGUAGCGGCUUUGGCAAGGAAAUGGUCAAACAGUUCGCGGCACAGACCAAAGCAAAGAUUCUGGUGUUGGACAUUCAAGAACUCCCGGAAGAGUUGAAGGAUAUUCCACGACUCACAUAUUAUCAAAUUGACCUCAGCUCGCCCGAGUCGAUCAAAUCUGUGAUUUCAACAGUUCUCGCCGAGCAUCGUCCGACAGUCCUCAUCAACAAUGCCGGCAUUGCUCAAGCACACACCAUCCUCGACACAACCGACGAGUUUCUCGACAAGAUCUUCCGCAUCAACGUGACAUCACACUUCACCCUGAUUCGACUCCUCCUACCGAGAUUCAUGUCUCAAACCAAAGGUCACAUUGUCACCAUUGCCAGCAUGGCCUCGUAUACGGGCACGGCCUCUCUAGCCGACUAUUCUGCCACCAAAGCCGCUGUCCUCGGCAUGCAUGAAUCACUCUUGCAAGAACUGGCUCAUCGUCACCAAGAUCAAGGUGGCCACACUAUUCAAGCGAGCAUCAUUCAUCCCCUGUGGGCAAGGACGCCGUUGAUUGGAAGCUGGGAGACCCAACUCAAUCGUUCAGGCGAGUCAGUGAUGACGGCAGAGUUUGUGGCCGCUGGUGUGGUCAAGCAGGUCUUGGGCGGUCGGAGUGGCAGCGUCUAUCUCCCUGAACAUAAUUGGAAUGUCGUCUUGAUGAGAGCCGUUCCCACUUGGCUGGCUUUUCUGGUUCAAGGAAAGGUUCAGCGUGCUACCAACAACGGUCAAGCAAAACAGUAGCUGAGAUCAAGUUGGACCAAGGAGUUUAAUAUCGCAAGCUAUUGUAGUGUAUGAACAUAUCUCCUCAUUCAACUGGGACGUUCCAAUCCAAUCUUGGAAUUAACAGGUCGGAAUAGAUGAUGGUUUGACGGUAGAAGCGAACACCCCACAACCUCCAGAGAAUUCGAUGCUAAUUCUUUGUCAUUCAAUGACACAUGAAUAUAAAAUAUAUGGCGUUGAGUCAUGCAUUAACCGCGACCAAUUCCAUCCGAC